AAAAUAUUAAUGUUAAUUUAAAGGCACAAGAAUUACAAGAACCACUUCAAAAUAAUAGUGUUGAAUCUUCAAUAUCUGCAACUAGUAUCAAAUCUUUAACAUUAACAAAUACUACUAGAUAUCAAUAUAAACAAUAUCAACAAAUUAAUAUUGAAAAACAAGCUCUAAAAGAUUUUUUUUUUAAACAAUCUAAUAAAUACUUAUAUUUUCUAUCUGCUAAUAAUGAAGAUAAAUCUUCAGAAGAUGAAUAUUUUAAUUCUGUAAAUUUUAAAGAACUAUUAUAUUCUCUUUUAAAUGUGCCAAAUACAAAUUAUAUUAAUUCUUAUUCGUCUA
Molecule: messenger RNA, 333 nt
Organism: Cetraspora pellucida
Lineage: Eukaryota; Fungi; Glomeromycota; Glomeromycetes; Diversisporales; Gigasporaceae
Source: the annotation of a GenBank genome assembly